Molecule: messenger RNA, 816 nt
Organism: Aureobasidium subglaciale EXF-2481
Lineage: Eukaryota; Fungi; Ascomycota; Dothideomycetes; Dothideales; Saccotheciaceae
Exons: 3
Coding region: 1-690 (229 amino acids)
Molecular function (GO): protein binding
Source: RefSeq, a predicted model, not a curated record
AUGACGUCCCAAGAACCUAUCAAAGUGCUGCUCAAAGGCAUGGCAGAUCUCCAAGAAAGUAGCGACCACUCUGAUUUGACCAUCACCUGCGGCUCUGAUGUGUACAAAGUCCACAAGGCUAUUGUUUGUUCUCAGUCUGAGUUCUUUCACCUCACUUGCCGUAACCACAACGAUCCCGAUGGCGACUUCAAGGAGGGCAAGACUGGCGUUGUGGAUAUCCCUGCUCGCAGCGACAUUGACGCGGAAGAUCUCAAGUAUGUCAAGCUCAUGAUCCACUUUCUAUACCACAUGGACUAUCUCGAGGUCGAAACUGCCAAGAUCGAAGCGGGUACAUCUCCAAGCGUCUCCAAAGACUACGCAAUCGGAGAGGGUAUCCUGAUCCAUCAUGCAAUGAUGUAUGCUAUGGGCGACAAAUACGGCAUCCCUGGACUCAAGAGCUUAGCACGCAGCAAGUUUCAGGAUACCUGGAAGCACACUGCCGCUGGACUUGUCAAGGCUAUCAAGAUAGCUUACACCAGCACUGUGGACUCAGACAAAGGCUUGCGUCAGGUCAUCGUCGAAAAUCUCUACAGCAAUGUACCGAACGGUCUCUCUACAUGGAUACAGAUGCCCGAACUGGAUGAGUGUAUCAAGGAUCUCCCUGAGCUGUCAUAUGCCCUGUUACACAAACAGCUUUCACUUCCGUACUGAAGAUGCGGGACGAGCGAUCGAUAAGCGACAGUUUCGAUUGCCUCUUUUCUCGGCUGAAGAUCAUAUCAGAGGAGUUUGACUCUAGUGGCAUCCUGGUUAGAGGCGGACUCAUGUCUGCCAGACGCG